This is a messenger RNA of Xiphias gladius (swordfish), 2535 nucleotides long. RefSeq names its product polypeptide N-acetylgalactosaminyltransferase 9 (gene galnt9). Lineage: Eukaryota; Metazoa; Chordata; Actinopteri; Istiophoriformes; Xiphiidae. Bases 1 to 1815 code for a protein of 604 amino acids. Gene Ontology annotation, cellular component: Golgi apparatus. The record is from RefSeq and is a predicted model, not a curated record. The transcript has 11 exons.
AUGGCUGUGGCACGCAAAAUCAAAACUUUGCUGACCGUCAACAUUUUAGUGUUUGUAGGGAUUAUCCUGUUCUCGGUGUACUGCAGGAUCCAGGACCGAUCCGAGGAGCUCAUCCAGAUAGGGCGUAUUUCUGACCAGAGGCUGCGAGCCAGGAAUGGCAAAGUUUCCAACUUGGUGGACAGGCAGUCUAUUAUCCAGAGGCUGGAGAGGCUGGAGGACGUGGUCUACAAUCAACUAAACGGUUUGGCGAAGCCCAUGGGGCUUGUGGAAGGACCUGGAGGACUUGGUCAAGGGGGAGCUGCUGCCACUCUGGGAGAGGACAGCCACGAUGCCGAGGGGAAGUACGAGGAGUAUGGCUACAACGCUCAGCUCAGUGACCGUAUCUCCCUGGACAGGAGCAUCCCCGACUACAGGCCUAAAAAGUGUAAGCAGUUGACAUACUCAGAGGACCUUCCUCAGAUCUCUGUAGUCUUCAUCUUCGUGAACGAGGCGCUGUCGGUGAUCCUGCGAUCUGUCCACAGCGUGGUCAACCACACACCAGCACACAUGCUCAAGGAGAUCAUCCUGGUGGACGACAACAGUGACAGUGUGGAGCUGAAAUUCAACUUGGACCAGUAUGUGAACAAACGCUACCCAGGCCUGGUAAAGAUCGUGAGGAACAGCAAGCGGGAGGGCUUGAUCCGAGCCAGAAUACACGGCUGGAACGCGGCCACGGCUCCUGUUGUUGGCUUCUUUGAUGCCCAUGUCGAGUUCAACACUGGCUGGGCUGAACCUAUUCUGACCCGUAUGAAGGAGGACCACACCCGCAUCAUCCUGCCCGCCAUAGACAACAUCAAGUACAACACGUUUGAGGUACAGCAGUACGCCAACGCUGCCCACGGCUACAACUGGGGACUGUGGUGUAUGUACAUCAUCCCUCCGCAGGAGUGGCUGGACAAGGGCGAUGAGACAGCCCCUAUCAGAACUCCAGCUAUGAUUGGCUGCUCCUUUGUGGUAGAUCGGGAAUACUUUGGCGAGAUUGGUCUGCUGGAUCCUGGCAUGGAGGUCUACGGAGGCGAGAACAUUGAGCUGGGCAUGCGGGUGUGGCAGUGUGGGGGGAGUAUGGAAGUCCUUCCAUGUGCCAGAGUGGCCCACAUCGAGCGCACCAAGAAGCCCUACAACAAUGAUAUAGAUUACUACGCUAAGCGCAAUGCCCUGCGGGCCGCGGAGGUGUGGAUGGAUGAAUACAAAUCCCACGUCUAUAUGGCCUGGAACAUUCCCAUGAAUAACCCAGGGGUUGAUUUCGGGGAUGUCUCGGAGCGCUUGGCCUUAAGGAAGAGGCUGCAGUGUCGGAGUUUCCGCUGGUACCUGGAACAUGUCUACCCGGAGAUGCGGAUCUACAACAACACCAUAACAUACGGCGAGGUGAGGAACAGCAAGGCAAGUGGCUACUGCCUGGACCAGGGCUCUGAGGAUGACGACAAAGCUAUCCUCUACCCCUGCCACGGCAUGUCCUCCCAGCUCGCCCGCUAUUCUACUGAGGGGCUUCUCCAGCUAGGACCCCUGGGGUCAACCACCUUCCUGCCUGACACGAAAUGCCUCGUUGACGAUGGCAGAGGACGUACUCCCAGUCUGAAAAAAUGCGAUGCAGUUUCAAGGAUUUCCCAGAGGCUUUGGGACUUUACACAGAAUGGUCCAAUCAUCAGCAGGGACACUGGUCGAUGCUUGGAGGUAGAAAUGUCCAAAGAUGCCAACUUUGGCCUUCGCCUAGUGGUCCAGAGAUGCUCUGGUCAGAAGUGGAUGAUACGAAACUGGAUUAAGCAUCCCAGGCACUGAAGCCAGAGAACAACCUCUGAGACAGUUUGGGCACUGUUUGAAGUCGAUUUUGGAUCUCUAACUGGACAGUUCAGAGCGAAGCAGGGACUGGUGUUGCUAGUGUGCGGUAUUUCACACUAUAGACUGCACUGCACACUGAGCUUCCCUCAGGCCACAGUGCUUCCAACAUUGAGCGUUAAAGAAGAAUAUGAUCAAUUUAUGUGUUCCACUGAGCUGUGUGUUCACAGAGACCUUAUGGCAAGCUGCGCUGUUUGAAAUGGCCCACAUUUCUGACAUUCAGCUACAUGUACAGAACAGAGUAACAAGACACAAGUAACAAGAGUGUCGCCCCUGAAGGUGGUUCAAGACCCUAGUAAUUUUUUUUGUUUUUACUGUAAAACUAGAGAUGAGAAAGAGUGUGCGUGUGUGUGUCUUGCUUUUUUUCUGAGUGCAUCUGAGCAAAUCAAAAGAAAUAAUUGCUGUCAAUUUCCACAUCAAAGUGAUUAUUUUGGGCUGUGAUUUGGAAAAUUGCUUUGGACAUAUUGGGCUGCCUUGGCAAGUCAUGUAAAAUGCUUCAAAGGGGCUGCCCAUCAUCUGAUCGGGAGGCAUUUCACCUGCACUCACAAAAACCACUACAGUUCUUUGUUUCUUUGGACUGUAUUGCUCACUAUGGACGGGAGCAAUCAUGUGCCUUUUUUCUCAUUUUUCUGCUUCAUCUGACCAGGGAAUGUCAGUCCCAAA